Messenger RNA from Trichosporon asahii var. asahii CBS 2479, 885 nucleotides. RefSeq lists its product as uncharacterized. NCBI's taxonomy places the organism in Eukaryota, Fungi, Basidiomycota, Tremellomycetes, Trichosporonales, Trichosporonaceae. Bases 1 to 885 code for a protein of 294 amino acids. Gene Ontology annotation, cellular component: mitochondrial large ribosomal subunit. The transcript is spliced from 4 exons. Gene Ontology annotation, molecular function: structural constituent of ribosome. The record is from RefSeq and is a predicted model, not a curated record.
AUGUCGCAGUACCAAUGUUACCACACCACAGUCUGGAAGCGGGAACGAGCCGUCGAAAGCAAAGUCGAAUCUGGGGUUAUGGGUAUAAGGGCCGUCGGUGUGAUGCAAGUUUUGCUCAUCGUAGCCCUCGUUCGCGGCUUUUCGACGUCGUCCUCGGUUGCCGGUGCGCCGGUCCUUUCCGCGUCGCUUCUCCUUUCGCGUAACCCUCUCCUCACCCCCUCCCUGCACCCGUUCGAGAAGGCCUACUACGAGCGCAACUUCAAGAUCAGGCAUGCUCUUUCGAACCCUGUCCCGACCGACUUCUACUUCAAGUCGGGUUCGCUGUCUCUCCGUCGUUUCCAGGGAUCGGAGCACGAGAUGGAGCGUCAGUGGUACGGUGACAAGCUCGCUGGACCUGCGCCCAAGAUUGGUGAUGUGCCCCCCGAGCCUGCGCACGAUGACGUCCCGCGUGACCACUGGGCGAAGGAGGACGCCGCCCGGGGAGAGAAGAGCUUAGAGCGUCGUCCGGAGGAGGAAGUCUACCUUCUUGUUCAGAGCAAGGGCAAGUGGGCUUUCCCCGGACAGGACAUGAAGCAGGGCGAGGCGCUUGACGAGGCCAUCUCGCGUAUUACUGGAACGGAGGGAAGCCUUGACGGCAAGACCAUGGACACUUGGCUCGUCACCCGCAAGCCUAUCGGUGUUGUUCGUGAUGGUGACAAGCGCAACUUCUUCCUGCGCUCACACAUCCUUGCCGGCGAGCCUAAGCCUACUAAGGAGUCCGGUAUCAGCUCGUGGGCUUGGCUGAACGUCGAGGAGAUCGAGGACCGCCUGAGGAAACAGGGAGACGAGAAGCUGUGGGAUGGCGUGAAGGGCAUGCUGGGCGUUGCUGCCGAGGAGGAGCUGUAA